Messenger RNA from Microthlaspi erraticum, 288 nucleotides. Lineage: Eukaryota; Viridiplantae; Streptophyta; Magnoliopsida; Brassicales; Brassicaceae. The record is from the annotation of a GenBank genome assembly.
AUGACCCUCAGGCACGAUCUCGUCAGGCUCGUAGAAGUUAACUCGGAGAGUGGAGAGGAACUCGAUGGUUUCCUUCUGGUCAGGGUAUCUCGUCCCGACGAAAGACAUCUGGAAGAUCUCGGCGUAGUCCUUGCUCUUCAUGACCCGGAUCCGCUUUUCCUACUGCCUGAGCCUUCCUCCGUCACCGGUUUCUUUCCUUCCGCCUUCUCCGCCGCGGCUCUCGAGAGAGUUCCUCUUGUUGUGGACACCAUUGUUCCUGUGGAACAAACAAACUCACAAACAGAGUAA